AUGUCGGAGCCCGGGGGCGGCGGCGGCGGCGAGGACGGCUCGGCGGGCCUGGAGGUGUCGGCCGUGCAGAACGUGGCCGACGUGUCGGUGCUGCAGAAGCACCUGCGCAAGCUGGUGCCGCUGCUGCUGGAGGAUGGCGGCGAGGCGCCGGCCGCGCUCGAGGCGGCGCUGGAGGAGAAGAGCGCCCUGGAGCAGAUGCGCAAGUUCCUCUCGGACCCGCAGGUCCACACGGUGCUGGUGGAGCGCUCCACCCUCAAAGAGGAUGUUGGUGAUGAAGGAGAAGAAGAAAAAGAAUUCAUUUCCUAUAACAUCAACAUAGACAUUCAUUAUGGGGUUAAGUCCAACAGCUUGGCAUUCAUUAAACGUACUCCUGUAAUUGAUGCAGAUAAACCAGUAUCUUCUCAACUCCGAGUCCUCACACUCAGUGAAGACUCACCAUAUGAAACGUUGCAUUCUUUCAUCAGCAAUGCGGUCGCUCCUUUUUUUAAAUCCUAUAUCAGAGAGUCUGGCAAGGCAGACAGGGAUGGUGAUAAAAUGGCCCCUUCAGUUGAAAAAAAGAUUGCAGAACUUGAAAUGGGACUCCUUCACUUGCAGCAAAAUAUUGAAAUUCCAGAGAUCAGCCUGCCAAUUCAUCCAAUUAUUACAAAUGUUGCAAAACAGUGCUAUGAACGUGGAGAAAAGCCAAAAGUUACAGACUUUGGUGAUAAGGUUGAAGACCCAACUUUUCUCAAUCAAUUACAAUCUGGAGUUAACCGCUGGAUUCGAGAAAUUCAAAAAGUAACCAAACUUGAUCGAGAUCCUGCAUCAGGAACUGCCUUACAGGAAAUUAGCUUUUGGCUAAACUUGGAGCGUGCAUUAUACCGCAUUCAGGAGAAACGAGAGAGUCCAGAAGUACUACUGACUCUGGACAUCUUGAAACACGGCAAGCGUUUCCAUGCCACCGUCAGUUUCGACACUGAUACAGGUCUAAAACAGGCUUUGGAAACCGUGAAUGACUACAAUCCUCUGAUGAAAGAUUUCCCUCUGAAUGAUUUGCUGUCUGCCACUGAGCUGGACAAAAUACGGCAGGCGCUUGUGGCAAUUUUCACCCAUUUGAGAAAGAUUCGAAACACAAAAUAUCCCAUCCAGAGGGCACUGCGCUUGGUGGAAGCAAUUUCAAGAGACUUGAGUUCUCAAUUACUCAAAGUAUUGGGCACUAGAAAAUUGAUGCAUGUUGCUUAUGAAGAAUUUGAAAAAGUUAUGGUAGCAUGCUUUGAAGUUUUUCAGACUUGGGAUGAUGAAUAUGAGAAACUUCAGGUGUUGCUGAGAGACAUUGUCAAAAGAAAAAGGGAAGAAAAUCUGAAGAUGGUGUGGCGUAUCAAUCCUGCUCAUAGGAAGCUUCAGGCUCGCCUUGAUCAGAUGAGAAAGUUUAGACGCCAGCACGAACAGCUGAGAGCUGUCAUCGUCAGGGUCCUAAGGCCACAGGUCACAGCAGUUGCACAGCAGAAUCAAGGAGAGGUACCUGAACCCCAAGAUAUGAAAGUAGCUGAGGUUCUCUUUGAUGCUGCUGAUGCGAACGCUAUUGAGGAAGUAAACCUUGCUUACGAGAACGUCAAGGAGGUAGAUGGGCUAGAUGUUUCCAAAGAAGGCACAGAAGCUUGGGAGGCUGCAAUGAAGAGAUACGACGAGAGGAUUGACAGGGUGGAGACCCGGAUCACAGCUCGCCUUCGAGAUCAACUUGGCACAGCCAAGAAUGCUAACGAGAUGUUUAGGAUUUUCUCCAGGUUCAAUGCACUGUUUGUCAGGCCUCAUAUCCGUGGAGCUAUUCGUGAAUACCAGACCCAGCUGAUCCAGCGUGUGAAAGAUGACAUUGAAUCUCUUCACGACAAGUUCAAGGUCCAGUAUCCACAAAGUCAGGCUUGUAAGAUGAGUCAUGUUCGUGAUUUGCCUCCUGUGUCAGGGUCUAUCAUCUGGGCUAAACAGAUCGACAGACAACUGACUGCCUACAUGAAACGCGUGGAAGAUGUCCUUGGCAAGGGCUGGGAGAAUCAUGUGGAAGGCCAGAAGCUGAAGCAGGAUGGAGACAGCUUCCGCAUGAAGCUCAACACCCAAGAAAUCUUUGAUGACUGGGCGAGGAAGGUGCAGCAGCGCAACCUCGGGGUUUCGGGGCGCAUUUUCACCAUCGAGAGCACACGGGUUCGGGGCCGAACUGGAAACGUCCUUAAGUUAAAAGUUAACUUUCUUCCUGAGAUUAUCACACUUUCAAAAGAAGUCCGCAACCUCAAGUGGCUUGGUUUCCGAGUCCCACUGGCUAUUGUGAAUAAGGCUCAUCAAGCAAACCAGCUUUACCCGUUUGCCAUCUCACUGAUCGAAAGCGUCCGUACCUACGAACGGACCUGUGAGAAGGUUGAGGAGCGGAACACCAUUUCGCUUUUGGUAGCUGGCUUGAAAAAGGAGGUGCAGGCUUUGAUCGCGGAAGGCAUUGCAUUGGUGUGGGAGUCCUACAAACUUGACCCAUACGUACAGCGCUUAGCAGAGACUGUCUUCAACUUCCAAGAAAAGGUGGAUGAUCUGCUGAUUAUUGAAGAAAAAAUAGACCUGGAAGUCCGUUCCUUGGAAACAUGUAUGUAUGAUCAUAAGACUUUCUCAGAGAUCUUGAACAGAGUCCAGAAAGCAGUGGAUGACUUAAACCUGCACUCCUACUCCAACUUGCCCAUCUGGGUCAACAAGCUUGAUAUGGAGAUUGAAAGAAUAUUGGGUGUUCGUCUACAAGCUGGCCUAAGAGCUUGGACCCAGGUUCUUCUUGGACAAGCUGAAGAUAAAGCAGAAGUUGACAUGGAUACAGAUGCUCCACAAGUUAGUCACAAGCCUGGCGGAGAGCCAAAGAUCAAAAAUGUUGUUCAUGAGCUCAGAAUAACCAAUCAGGUAAUCUAUUUGAAUCCACCAAUUGAAGAGUGCAGGUACAAGCUGUACCAGGAAAUGUUUGCCUGGAAGAUGGUUGUGCUGUCCCUCCCCAGGAUCCAGAGUCAGAGGUACCAGGUGGGCGUACAUUAUGAAUUGACUGAAGAAGAAAAAUUCUAUCGGAACGCGUUAACACGGAUGCCUGAUGGCCCUGUUGCCCUGGAAGAGUCAUAUUCUGCUGUCAUGGGCAUCGUAACUGAGGUCGAGCAGUAUGUCAAGGUUUGGCUUCAGUAUCAGUGUUUAUGGGAUAUGCAAGCUGAAAACAUCUACAACAGGCUUGGGGAAGAUCUCAACAAAUGGCAAGCUCUCUUGGUCCAAAUAAGGAAGGCCAGAGGAACAUUUGACAACGCGGAAACCAAGAAAGAGUUUGGACCAGUAGUUAUAGAUUACGGCAAGGUGCAAUCUAAGGUGAACUUGAAGUAUGACUCUUGGCAUAAGGAAGUUCUCAGCAAAUUUGGGCAGAUGCUAGGAUCAAACAUGACAGAAUUCCAUUCCCAAAUCUCAAAGUCCCGCCAAGAGUUGGAGCAGCACUCAGUGGACACGGCCAGCACCUCCGACGCCGUGACCUUCAUCACCUAUGUGCAGUCUUUAAAACGGAAGAUCAAACAGUUUGAGAAGCAAGUUGAGCUCUAUCGCAAUGGUCAGCGCUUGCUGGAAAAGCAGAGGUUCCAGUUCCCGCCUUCCUGGCUUUAUAUUGACAACAUCGAGGGAGAGUGGGGGGCCUUCAAUGACAUCAUGCGUCGGAAGGACUCUGCUAUUCAGCAGCAGGUGGCAAACCUGCAAAUGAAAAUCAUCCAGGAGGACCGGGCUGUGGAAAGCCGCACCACCGACCUGCUGACCGACUGGGAGAAGACCAAGCCUGUCACGGGCAAUCUCCGCCCAGAGGAGGCACUUCAGGCUCUCACCAUAUAUGAAGGGAAGUUUGGCAGGCUGAAGGAUGACAGAGAGAAGUGUGCAAAGGCCAAGGAGGCGCUGGAGUUGACGGACACGGGGCUUCUCAGCGGCAGUGAAGAACGCGUGCAGGUGGCCUUAGAAGAAUUGCAGGACCUCAAAGGCGUUUGGUCAGAACUUUCUAAGGUCUGGGAGCAAAUUGAUCAGAUGAAGGAGCAACCAUGGGUUUCAGUACAACCUCGAAAGCUUCGACAAAAUCUAGAUGGCCUCUUGAACCAGCUGAAGAACUUCCCUGCCCGAUUGCGGCAGUAUGCGUCCUAUGAGUUUGUUCAGAGACUUCUGAAGGGAUACAUGAAGAUAAACAUGUUGGUGAUUGAACUGAAAUCUGAAGCACUUAAAGACCGCCAUUGGAAACAGCUGAUGAAAAGGCUUCAUGUUAAUUGGGUUGUUUCUGAGCUAACCCUUGGCCAAAUCUGGGAUGUUGACUUGCAGAAAAAUGAAGCUAUUGUCAAGGAUGUACUGCUUGUGGCACAAGGAGAGAUGGCUUUGGAAGAGUUUUUGAAGCAGAUAAGAGAAGUGUGGAAUACGUAUGAACUAGACUUGGUUAACUAUCAGAACAAGUGUCGCUUGAUCCGCGGCUGGGAUGAUCUCUUUAACAAGGUCAAAGAGCACAUCAACAGUGUCUCUGCCAUGAAACUGUCUCCAUAUUACAAGGUUUUUGAAGAGGAUGCACUGAGCUGGGAAGAUAAGCUGAACCGGAUCAUGGCUCUCUUCGAUGUGUGGAUCGAUGUGCAGAGGCGGUGGGUCUACCUGGAAGGCAUCUUCACGGGCAGUGCAGACAUCAAGCAUCUGCUGCCAGUGGAAACUCAGCGGUUCCAGAGUAUCAGCACGGAGUUUUUGGCUCUAAUGAAAAAAGUAUCCAAGUCUCCCCUUGUUAUGGAUGUACUGAACAUCCAGGGGGUACAGAGGUCUCUGGAAAGAUUGGCUGACCUUCUAGGAAAGAUCCAGAAAGCACUGGGAGAAUACCUGGAAAGAGAGAGAUCAUCUUUCCCCAGGUUCUAUUUUGUGGGUGAUGAAGAUUUGCUUGAAAUCAUUGGAAACAGCAAGAAUGUAGCUAAAUUACAGAAACACUUCAAGAAAAUGUUUGCCGGAGUUUCGAGCAUCAUCCUAAAUGAGGAUAACUCUGUUGUCUUGGGUAUUUCAUCCCGGGAAGGAGAGGAGGUUAUGUUUAAAACCCCUGUGUCAAUUACUGAACAUCCCAAAAUCAACGAGUGGCUCACACUGGUAGAAAAGGAGAUGAGAGUCACCCUGGCUAAACUUCUUGCUGAGUCUGUUACAGAAGUUGAAAUUUUUGGUAAAGCAACUUCAAUUGACCCAAAUACCUACAUCACUUGGAUUGAUAAAUAUCAGGCUCAGCUUGUGGUUUUGUCAGCCCAGAUAGCCUGGUCUGAAAAUGUGGAGACCGCGCUGAGCAGCAUUGGCGGAGGUGGCGAUGCGGCACCUUUGCACUCUGUGCUGAGCAACGUGGAGGUCACCCUCAACGUGUUAGCGGACUCUGUCCUCAUGGAGCAGCCCCCACUGCGAAGAAGGAAGCUAGAACACUUGAUUACAGAGUUGGUUCACCAGAGAGAUGUUACCAGGUCCUUGAUCAAAAGCAAGAUUGACAACGCCAAAUCUUUUGAAUGGCUCAGCCAGAUGCGAUUUUACUUUGACCCUAAGCAAACCGAUGUGUUACAGCAAUUGUCAAUUCAAAUGGCAAAUGCCAAAUUUAACUAUGGCUUUGAGUACCUGGGUGUUCAGGACAAGCUGGUCCAGACCCCCCUCACUGAUCGCUGCUAUUUGACAAUGACACAAGCCUUGGAGGCCAGGCUAGGAGGGUCCCCAUUCGGGCCUGCUGGCACUGGGAAAACAGAGUCUGUCAAAGCUCUUGGCCAUCAGCUUGGACGGUUCGUUUUAGUUUUCAACUGUGAUGAAACCUUUGAUUUCCAGGGUCAGCUGGGGAACGUCAAGCUGGCACCCCUGCCUGAGCCAUCAGCCCUGCAGCUCACCUCUGACCCCAUUACUUGUGAGCUGCUAAACAAACAAGUCAAGGUGAGCCCAGACAUGGCCAUCUUCAUCACCAUGAACCCUGGCUAUGCAGGCAGGUCCAACCUUCCUGACAACUUGAAGAAGCUCUUCCGGAGCUUGGCCAUGACCAAGCCUGACCGGCAGUUAAUAGCCCAGGUCAUGCUGUACUCACAGGGCUUCCGUACUGCCGAGGUUCUUGCCAACAAGAUUGUCCCGUUCUUCAAAUUAUGUGAUGAGCAGCUCUCUUCUCAAAGCCAUUAUGACUUUGGUCUUCGGGCUUUGAAGAGUGUGCUGGUAAGUGCAGGCAAUGUGAAGAGGGAGAGAAUUCAGAAGAUAAAGAGAGAGAAAGAAGAACGAGGGGAAGCCGUUGAUGAGGGAGAAAUUGCCGAAAAUCUACCUGAACAGGAGAUUCUGAUACAGAGCGUCUGUGAGACAAUGGUGCCAAAGCUCGUGGCAGAAGACAUCCCGCUGCUCUUUAGCCUCUUGUCAGAUGUUUUCCCUGGAGUCCAGUAUCACCGGGGUGAGAUGACCGCCCUCCGAGAAGAACUGAAGAAAGUAUGUCAGGAGAUGUACUUGACAUAUGGUGAUGGAGAAGAAGUUGGUGGAAUGUGGGUUGAAAAGGUUCUCCAGCUCUAUCAGAUCACCCAGAUCAAUCAUGGCCUGAUGAUGGUGGGGCCCUCGGGAAGCGGAAAGAGCAUGGCCUGGCGUGUCCUGCUGAAGGCUUUGGAGAGACUCGAGGGUGUGGAAGGCGUGGCCCAUAUCAUUGACCCCAAGGCCAUCAGCAAAGAUCAUCUCUACGGAACGCUGGACCCCAACACCAGGGAAUGGACAGAUGGGCUUUUCACACAUGUGCUGAGAAAGAUCAUAGACAACGUGAGAGGUGAGCUGCAGAAGCGCCAGUGGAUUGUCUUUGAUGGCGAUGUGGAUCCCGAGUGGGUCGAGAACCUGAACUCGGUGCUAGAUGACAACAAGCUCCUAACUCUGCCCAACGGAGAGCGCCUCAGCCUUCCACCCAAUGUGCGAAUAAUGUUUGAAGUACAGGACUUGAAAUAUGCGACCCUGGCCACAGUGUCGCGCUGCGGCAUGGUCUGGUUUAGUGAGGAUGUGUUGAGCACAGACAUGAUCUUCAACAACUUCCUGGCCAGGCUGCGCAGCAUUCCCCUGGACGAAGGGGAGGACGAGGCACAGCGUCGGCGCAAGGGCAAAGAGGACGAGGGGGAAGAGGCUGCUUCCCCAAUGCUACAGAUCCAAAGGGAUGCAGCAACAGUCAUGCAGCCUUACUUCACAUCCAGCGGCCUGGUCACCAAGGCCCUGGAGCACGCCUUCCAACUAGAGCACAUCAUGGACCUGACGCGCCUGCGCUGCCUGGGCUCGCUCUUCUCCAUGCUGCACCAGGCCUGCCGCAACGUGGCGCAGUACAACGCCAACCACCCCGACUUCCCCAUGCAGGCCGAGCAGCUGGAACGCUACGUCCAGCGAUAUCUGGUUUAUGCCAUACUCUGGUCCCUGUCUGGAGACAGCCGGCUAAAAAUGAGGGCAGAGCUGGGUGAAUACAUCAGGAGAAUCACAACUGUGCCUCUGCCCACCGCACCCAACAUUCCCAUCAUUGAUUAUGAAGUGUCCAUCAGUGGAGAAUGGUCCCCUUGGCAGGCCAAGGUGCCUCAGAUUGAAGUGGAGACGCACAAGGUGGCGGCCCCUGAUGUUGUCGUGCCGACUCUGGACACAGUCCGCCACGAAGCCCUUUUGUACACUUGGCUGGCUGAACACAAACCACUGGUCUUGUGCGGCCCUCCCGGGUCUGGCAAGACCAUGACGCUCUUCAGUGCCCUCCGGGCCUUGCCUGACAUGGAGGUUGUGGGUCUUAACUUCUCAAGUGCUACUACUCCAGAGCUCCUUCUGAAGACUUUUGAUCACUAUUGCGAGUACAGGCGCACACCUAAUGGGGUCGUUUUGGCACCUGUUCAACUUGGAAAGUGGCUGGUAUUGUUCUGUGAUGAAAUCAACUUGCCAGAUAUGGAUAAAUAUGGGACUCAGAGGGUCAUAUCCUUCAUCAGACAGAUGGUGGAGCACGGAGGAUUCUACCGAACCUCAGAUCAAACAUGGGUGAAACUGGAGAGAAUCCAGUUUGUUGGGGCUUGUAAUCCCCCCACUGAUCCUGGAAGAAAGCCCCUCUCACACAGGUUCUUGCGUCACGUGCCUGUUGUGUAUGUGGAUUACCCAGGACCUGCUUCCCUGACACAGAUUUACGGCACCUUCAACCGUGCCAUGCUGAGGCUCAUUCCAUCCCUGCGCACCUAUGCAGAACCACUCACUGCUGCCAUGGUGGAGUUCUAUACGAUGUCACAGGAGAGAUUCACUCAGGAUACACAGCCCCACUAUAUCUAUUCGCCCCGUGAGAUGACUAGGUGGGUGAGAGGUAUCUUUGAAGCACUGAGACCUCUGGAGACUCUGCCUGUUGAAGGCCUCAUUCGGAUUUGGGCACAUGAAGCCCUCCGUCUCUUCCAAGAUAGACUUGUAGAGGAUGAGGAGAGGCGCUGGACUGACGAGAACAUCGACAUGGUUGCCCUGAAGCACUUCCCUAACAUAGACAAAGAGAAAGCCAUGAGCCGACCCAUCUUGUACAGCAACUGGUUGUCAAAGGACUACAUCCCAGUAGACCAAGAAGAGUUAAGAGAUUAUGUCAAAGCUAGGCUGAAAGUCUUCUAUGAAGAAGAACUUGAUGUUCCUCUGGUCCUGUUUAAUGAAGUGCUAGACCAUGUGCUCAGGAUUGACAGAAUAUUUCGUCAGCCUCAAGGCCACUUGCUUCUGAUUGGUGUUAGUGGAGCAGGAAAAACUACCCUGUCUCGUUUUGUGGCCUGGAUGAACGGUUUGAGUGUGUACCAGAUUAAGGUCCAUAGAAAGUACACAGGGGAAGACUUUGAUGAAGAUCUUCGGACAGUGUUGAGACGUUCUGGAUGUAAAAAUGAAAAGAUAGCAUUUAUAAUGGAUGAAUCCAAUGUGUUAGAUUCUGGAUUUCUGGAACGAAUGAAUACCCUUCUGGCCAAUGGAGAGGUUCCAGGUCUCUUUGAAGGAGAUGAGUAUGCCACCUUGAUGACGCAGUGUAAAGAGGGAGCACAGAAAGAGGGCUUGAUGCUGGACUCCCACGAGGAGCUCUACAAGUGGUUCACUAGUCAGGUCAUUCGCAACCUCCACGUCGUGUUCACCAUGAACCCAUCCUCAGAGGGGCUCAAGGACCGGGCAGCCACUUCGCCAGCACUCUUCAACAGGUGUGUAUUGAAUUGGUUUGGUGACUGGUCCACUGAAGCACUAUAUCAAGUUGGCAAAGAAUUCACAAGUAAAAUGGACCUGGAGAAGCCGAAUUAUAUCGUGCCUGAUUACAUGCCAGUUGUAUAUGAUAAACUACCACAGCCACCGUCACAUCGGGAAGCCAUUGUAAACAGCUGUGUAUUUGUUCAUCAGACUCUUCACCAGGCGAAUGCUCGGCUAGCAAAGCGAGGAGGCAGAACAAUGGCCAUUACGCCUCGCCACUACCUGGACUUCAUUAAUCAUUACGCCAACCUGUUCCACGAGAAGCGGAGCGAGCUAGAGGAGCAGCAGAUGCAUUUGAAUGUUGGCCUUAGAAAAAUCAAAGAAACUGUCGACCAGGUAGAAGAACUGCGUCGUGACUUGAGGAUAAAGAGCCAAGAACUGGAGGUCAAGAACGCAGCAGCCAAUGACAAGCUGAAAAAAAUGGUAAAAGACCAACAAGAGGCCGAAAAGAAAAAGGUCAUGAGCCAAGAAAUCCAGGAGCAGCUGCAUAAGCAGCAGGAAGUAAUUGCAGACAAACAGAUGAGCGUUAAAGAAGACCUCGACAAGGUGGAGCCCGCUGUCAUCGAGGCCCAGAAUGCCGUGAAGUCCAUCAAGAAGCAGCACCUGGUGGAGGUGAGGUCCAUGGCCAACCCUCCCGCCGCUGUGAAGCUGGCACUUGAGUCUAUCUGCCUGCUGCUGGGAGAAAGCACCACGGACUGGAAGCAGAUCCGCUCCAUCAUCAUGCGGGAGAACUUCAUACCCACCAUCGUCAACUUCUCUGCCGAGGAGAUCAGUGAUGCCAUAAGGGAAAAGAUGAAGAAAAACUACAUGUCCAAUCCAAGCUACAAUUAUGAAAUUGUCAAUCGGGCUUCCCUGGCUUGUGGGCCUAUGGUGAAGUGGGCAAUUGCACAGCUUAACUAUGCAGACAUGUUAAAGAGAGUGGAGCCCCUGCGUAAUGAGCUGCAGAAGCUGGAAGAUGAUGCCAAGGACAAUCAGCAGAAGGCCAACGAGGUGGAGCAGAUGAUCCGGGACCUGGAAGCCAGCAUCGCCCGCUAUAAGGAGGAGUACGCUGUCCUGAUAUCAGAGGCCCAGGCCAUCAAGGCAGACCUGGCAGCUGUGGAAGCAAAAGUAAACCGGAGCACCGCUCUUCUGAAGAGUUUGUCUGCAGAACGUGAACGAUGGGAAAAAACAAGUGAAACUUUCAAAAACCAGAUGUCCACCAUUGCUGGGGACUGUCUCUUGUCAGCUGCGUUUAUUGCUUACGCAGGUUACUUUGACCAGCAGAUGCGUCAGAACUUGUUCACCACCUGGUCGCAUCACUUACAGCAGGCCAACAUCCAGUUCCGUACAGAUAUUGCGAGGACAGAGUAUCUUUCCAACGCCGAUGAGCGUCUUCGCUGGCAAGCCAGCUCCUUACCUGCUGAUGACCUGUGCACGGAAAAUGCAAUCAUGCUGAAACGGUUCAACAGGUACCCGCUGAUCAUUGACCCCUCCGGACAGGCCACAGAAUUCAUCAUGAAUGAAUAUAAGGACCGUAAGAUCACACGGACCAGCUUCUUGGAUGAUGCCUUCAGAAAGAAUCUGGAGAGUGCACUGAGAUUUGGUAACCCCCUUCUGGUCCAGGACGUGGAAAGCUACGAUCCAGUUCUGAAUCCAGUCCUGAACCGGGAAGUUCGGCGAACAGGGGGGAGAGUGCUGAUUACGCUCGGGGACCAGGACAUAGACCUGUCACCAUCAUUCGUCAUCUUCUUGUCCACCCGAGAUCCAACAGUUGAGUUCCCCCCAGAUCUCUGUUCCCGGGUUACUUUUGUAAACUUCACCGUCACCCGUAGCAGUUUGCAGAGCCAGUGUCUAAACGAAGUACUGAAAGCAGAAAGACCUGAUGUGGACGAGAAACGUUCCGAUCUUCUUAAGCUUCAAGGGGAAUUCCAGCUACGUUUACGUCAGUUAGAAAAGUCUCUGCUACAAGCCCUGAACGAGGUAAAGGGACGCAUUUUGGAUGAUGACACAAUCAUAACGACUCUGGAGAACCUAAAGAGAGAGGCUGCUGAGGUCACUAGAAAAGUGGAGGAAACCGACAUCGUCAUGCAGGAAGUGGAGACUGUGUCCCAGCAGUACCUCCCGCUCUCCACCGCCUGCAGCAGCAUUUACUUCACCAUGGAGUCCCUGAAACAGAUACACUUCUUGUAUCAGUACUCCCUCCAGUUCUUCCUGGACAUUUAUCACAACGUCUUAUACGAGAACCCCAACCUGAAGGGUGUCACCGAUCACACACAGCGCCUCUCCAUCAUAACAAAGGACCUCUUCCAGGUGGCAUUUAACCGAGUGGCUAGAGGCAUGCUGCACCAGGACCACAUCACCUUCGCCAUGCUGCUGGCGAGGAUCAAACUCAAGGGCACGAUGGGGGAGCGCACCUACGAUGCCGAAUUCCAGCACUUCCUGAGAGGAAAGGAGAUUGUUCUGAGUGCCGGCUCAACCCCCAAAAUCCAGGGCCUGACAGUGGAGCAGGCGGAGGCAGUCGUGAGGUUGAGCUGUCUUCCUGCAUUUAAAGAUCUGAUUGCAAAGGUUCAGGCAGAUGAGCAAUUUGGCAUCUGGCUGGACAGCAGCUCCCCAGAGCAGACAGUGCCCUACCUGUGGAGCGAGGAAACACCAGCAACACCCAUUGGGCAGGCCAUCCACCGCCUGCUCUUGAUUCAAGCUUUCCGCCCCGACCGCCUGCUGGCCAUGGCCCACAUGUUUGUUUCGACAAACCUUGGGGAGUCCUUCAUGUCCAUCAUGGAGCAGCCACUCGACCUGACUCACAUCGUGGGUACAGAGGUGAAGCCAAACACUCCUGUCCUGAUGUGCUCUGUGCCUGGUUAUGAUGCCAGUGGGCAUGUGGAGGACCUUGCCGCCGAGCAGAACACGCAGAUCACCUCAAUUGCAAUCGGCUCAGCAGAAGGCUUUAACCAAGCAGAUAAGGCCAUAAACACCGCUGUGAAGUCAGGCAGGUGGGUGAUGCUGAAGAACGUGCACUUGGCUCCAGGGUGGCUGAUGCAGCUGGAGAAGAAGCUGCAUUCCCUGCAGCCUCACGCCUGCUUCCGACUCUUCCUCACCAUGGAGAUCAACCCCAAGGUGCCUGUGAAUCUGCUCCGCGCUGGUCGCAUCUUCGUGUUUGAGCCACCACCAGGAGUGAAGGCCAACAUGCUGAGGACAUUCAGCAGUAUCCCUGUCUCACGAAUAUGCAAGUCUCCCAAUGAGCGUGCUCGCUUGUAUUUCCUGCUGGCCUGGUUCCAUGCUAUCAUCCAAGAACGCUUACGGUAUGCACCGCUGGGCUGGUCAAAGAAAUACGAAUUUGGAGAGUCUGACCUGCGGUCAGCCUGCGACACAGUGGACACGUGGCUGGACGACACGGCCAAGGGCAGGCAGAACGUCUCGCCGGAUAAGAUCCCAUGGUCCGCGCUGAAGACAUUGAUGGCCCAGUCCAUUUAUGGCGGGCGUGUGGAUAAUGAGUUUGACCAGCGUCUGCUCAACACUUUCCUGGAGCGUCUGUUCACGACCAAGAGUUUUGACAGUGAGUUUAAGCUGGCAUGCAAGGUCGACGGGCAUAAAGACAUCCAAAUGCCAGAUGGAAUCAGGCGAGAGGAGUUUGUGCAGUGGGUGGAGCUGCUUCCUGACACACAGACGCCCUCCUGGCUGGGCCUGCCCAACAACGCUGAGAGAGUCCUCCUCACCACCCAGGGCGUGGACAUGAUCAGUAAAAUGCUGAAGAUGCAGAUGCUGGAGGAUGAGGAUGACCUGGCGUACGCGGAGACUGAGAAGAAAACGAGGACUGACGCCACGUCCGACGGGCGUCCCGCCUGGAUGCGGACACUGCACACCACCGCGUCCAACUGGCUGCAGCUCAUCCCCCAGACACUGAGCCACCUCAAGCGCACCGUAGAGAACAUCAAGGAUCCUUUGUUCCGGUUCUUUGAGAGAGAAGUGAAGAUGGGAGCCAAAUUACUUCAAGACGUCCGCCAGGAUCUUGCUGACGUCGUCCAGGUGUGUGAAGGAAAAAAGAAGCAGACCAACUACCUGCGCACACUUAUCAACGAGCUGGUGAAAGGGAUCUUGCCUCGGAGCUGGUCGCACUACACAGUGCCUGCCGGCAUGACCGUCAUCCAGUGGGUGUCCGACUUCAGCGAGAGGAUCAAACAGCUGCAGAACAUCUCACUGGCUGCCGCAUCUGGCGGUGCCAAGGAGCUAAAGAACAUCCAUGUGUGCCUGGGUGGCCUGUUUGUGCCCGAGGCAUACAUCACCGCCACCAGGCAGUACGUGGCCCAGGCCAACAGCUGGUCCCUGGAGGAGCUCUGCCUGGAAGUCAAUGUUACCACCUCUCAGAGUGCUGCCCUCGAUGCCUGCAGCUUUGGGGUCACAGGGUUGAAGCUUCAGGGGGCCACAUGCAACAACAACAAGCUGUCGCUGUCCCACGCCAUCUCGACCGCACUCCCCCUGACACAGCUGCGCUGGGUCAAGCAAACCAAUGCCGAGAAGAAGGCGAAUGUGGUGACCUUACCUGUCUACCUGAACUUCACCCGUGCAGACCUUAUCUUCACUGUAGACUUUGAAAUUGCCACAAAGGAAGAUCCUCGCAGCUUCUACGAGCGUGGUGUUGCGGUCUUGUGCACAGAGUAAAACUAAACUUUUGUAGUUUCCCCUUUCUGUAAUAGUAAAAUCCAGUAUUUAACACUUAUUCAUUAUUAGAAUGUUCGGAAGAGAUGAAGUCAUGAAAAGAAAGUGGUUGGUUUGAGGUUGGAGGAGACUGAAUGGAGUGAUGGUUGGGAAUGGUGGAAAUUGGAAAGAUACAAGGACGUGUUUUUAGGGGGUUGAUGGCAUGGUUUGUUUUAUGAAAUAAAACACUAAGUAUGA
Messenger RNA from Galeopterus variegatus (Sunda flying lemur), 14076 nucleotides. RefSeq names its product dynein, cytoplasmic 1, heavy chain 1 (gene DYNC1H1). The transcript is spliced from 78 exons. Gene Ontology annotation, biological process: microtubule-based movement. Gene Ontology annotation, molecular function: dynein light intermediate chain binding; ATP hydrolysis activity; dynein intermediate chain binding. The record is from RefSeq and is a predicted model, not a curated record. NCBI's taxonomy places the organism in Eukaryota, Metazoa, Chordata, Mammalia, Dermoptera, Cynocephalidae. Gene Ontology annotation, cellular component: dynein complex. Bases 1 to 13842 code for a protein of 4613 amino acids.